AUGGAUCGAUCUUAUGCCUUCUAUAACUACAAUAGAGGAGGUGAUCUAUUUCAUAUUCAGUGUGAAUGGUUAAACAAAGAUAUUGAUCUCGUCGCUGAUCCUGACAUUGAGUACUGCCAUGUAACCAUUACUGAUUUAGACGAUUAUUGGCAAAGAACAAUUACCCGUGAUCUUUUAUUGACAGCAUUCAAACCGUCCAAUGCAUUAGUAGAGUCACAGAGAGACAAGGUAUUGCAGGCAGCAUUUCUAGGGGAGGAGUCUGUCAAUGGUAGCCAGUUAGAAUGGAAAGUGAACAAAGACUCUAAAUCUGAUAAGUUAUUCAUGAAAUUAAGAACUUUUGAAGGCAACAUUCCAUUGGCUGCUGGUUCUAUUUCUUUGAACAAAGUGGUACCUGAAACAAAGAAAAAAGAAUUGCAUGAAUUAUGGUUUAUCAACAGUGCAAUAGCCUCGAGAAGUUCUACUGAGCAAAACAAAGCCUUACAGCAACGGAACACGGAUAUCGCGAAUUCCUUCAGAGAGCUGCGAAACGCUAAUCAGCAGAUGACGAACGAAGCCAUCCGUGAUAAAAUAACCAUGGUUCAGAAAUUUUGUAAUGUAUUGAAUGCUAAAAAGAGGAAAAUAUUCUCAUUGCAAAAAGCCAUACAAGACAUGAAGACCAAAAUAGCGGAACUAGAAGAACAGCAACGAUCGAUGAAAAGCAGCAGGAAACGAUCAGUGAGCGAAUUAGAAGAAGCUCCCGCUGACGAUCAAAACAAAAAAAUGAAAACAGAAGCAGUCGAACCAACAUCUGUUAAAAUUUCGAAUGAUAGCACUCAAGAAAAGCUAGACAAAGGCAAACAAAAAGCUACAACGCAUACACAGACAGUUCGUAAACGAAGCGGACUAUUUGACGAUGAGGAAGAGGGCGACGAUGACGACGACGAUGAAGAUGAUGAUGAUUUUGCUGUUGAGUUCACCCAAACGAUACGCUAG
This is a messenger RNA of Mycotypha africana, 972 nucleotides long. RefSeq lists its product as uncharacterized. The record is from RefSeq and is a predicted model, not a curated record. The transcript has 4 exons. Bases 1 to 972 code for a protein of 323 amino acids. Lineage: Eukaryota; Fungi; Mucoromycota; Mucoromycetes; Mucorales; Mycotyphaceae.